AUGAAAAAAAUAGUUUCUCCCAAGCGUUGGUCUCAACUCAACCAUGUCGAACAUCCUCCACUGAUGAUGAAAAGACUUGUACAGGCAGCUUGCGGAGGCCUGAGAUGGAUCGAAACGAAGAAUAUGGCUCAAUAUAUCGCACGAUGCGCGAUAUCUGAAGGUUUUCACUCGACACAAAAACAACGAAAAACCUUGGGUGAUUUCCCUAAGAAGUCAUCCAUUGGGAGUAACAAGCAGAAGGUGCAUCAAGAUGCCAUGAUACUAGCCUCAAAGAACCAACUUAUGAACUCUCCUGCAAAGAGGCAACGUGUGAUAUUAUACGAUGUUUUGGACUGUACGUUUGGAUCGGGUUAUCAUUCAGGGGCGGUUUUGGAAAAUGGAAGCCCUUACACCCGCGUUGUCGCAUUGGAUUGCGAUGUAGCCACUAGGGUGGAUGCACGUGAAAUAGUUAGCGAGUUUGGCGACGAUCGUUUUUGCUUUUAUUGUAAUCGAAUGUCAGAGUCCUUGAGUAUGUUUGGUGAGCGCUCGUUCGACGCAAUCAUUAUUGAUCCUGGGCCUUCAGUAACGCAACUAGAGGACCCAGAGAGAGGUUUUUUACUUGACAUUGACCACUGCCACGAUUUUGAUCUCCGUUACGCCAUUAAUAGUGGUUUAAGUGCUUUACAGUAUCUGAAUUCGGUGCCUCAAAGCACCUUAUCCAGUGCGCUUCAAUCCUACGGUUUGCUUUCUCCUGAGCAAUCCAUAAAAAUGGCGCGCGCAGUGCGCACCGGUAGACCAUUUCAAAACUCUAAUCACCUUUUAAACAUCAUUACAGCAGCAGGAUUUGGGCUUCCAGAGGAUGGGUGGGCGUUGCAAGGUAGUUGGAAAAAAGCAUCUAUGUCAUGGAAAUUUCUCACUUCACUUCGGUGCAUUAUCAAUAAUGAACUGAGUGAACUGGCAGAAGCUGUCAAGAAUGCGUUUCUCAUGCUGCGAAAUAGUGGUCGCUUGGUUGUCAUUUCGCGCAUGCUGUGGGAGGAGGAGUUUAUCAGCAAAUUCAUUCAAUCUCAUCCUCAUGCACUUUUGUGUUAUAAAGAGGAUAUUGAUUUGGAUGAUGUACAGCGAUACGGACACACUCGACACACAAAGAUGUGGGUGGCUUCACGCAUCGACAAAUCCGCUUAUGUUUUAAAGAACGCAGCUUCGCUCACUGUGGAGGAUGUUCAAAAGAGUUCUGUGCAAUGGAUGGCUGGCAUGUUUGCCAGUCAAACACAUGGAUUUCCCGCGGACAACUUUACUUUCGAGAAUAUGGACGCGAAGGAGAGAAGAAUAAAGCGACGUAACGAAAAUCCGCCCCCUUUUGACAACGAUAACGAUUAUUGA
Phytomonas sp. Hart1 is the source of this 1359-nucleotide messenger RNA. Lineage: Eukaryota; Euglenozoa; Kinetoplastea; Trypanosomatida; Trypanosomatidae. The record is from the annotation of a GenBank genome assembly.